Molecule: messenger RNA, 990 nt
Organism: Aphanomyces astaci
Lineage: Eukaryota; Oomycota; Saprolegniomycetes; Saprolegniales; Verrucalvaceae
Exons: 3
Coding region: 6-980 (324 amino acids)
Molecular function (GO): protein binding
Source: RefSeq, a predicted model, not a curated record
CGCCCAUGAAAUCGUCGGAGGCAUCGCCACUACCGCCCAGCCAUGUCCUGCAACUCGCCACGUACACGCCAGAGUAUCUGGAAACGUCGCCAGAUCAUGGAUAUAAAUACGCUGAAGAUGCAUGGCUGGGUCUGUUGCAACGCCAUCGACACCUGUACUUCGACGUGAUGGCACCAUUGGUGCAGUACAGUGUGGACGAUAAGCGGCGGCGGUACUGCAGCAGUAGCCAGCUGCAAACGGCAUCGGUAGCGAUCGAAGAGUCUACUUUGGACGUCAUGCGUCUCCAGCAACAUCUCUUGGUGACGUGGCAUCGUGGUGCAAGGGUAUUCCAAGCCCUGUGGCGAGGGCAUGUUGCGAGAAAGGCCGUGCGCGCGGCGAUGUGGGCCGCACGGAUCAGGAAGACGGAGCGCUUGUUCCGCAUUGUCCAAGGCAUCCGUCGGCUAGCCAUGGCCCGCCGACACCGCCGAGGGUUGAAAGCAUGUCGGCAUAUCAAGGGGCUGGUUAUACGGGCCCAUGCCAACGCCGGUCGGAUCCAACGCCUCGUCCGUCACUACUUGUUCAAGUGCCGACGAUGGAAUGCCGCGACGAGGCUGCGGCAAUGGUACAUUCAUCGUGUCCGCCAUCGCAAUUUGACUACGGCGUUGGCGAGAUUGCACGGAUUUCUCAAACGACAACGACGCAACGCACUGCUGGAAGAGUACACGGCGGCCGCUUUGGAAGCAAGGCGGCACCAGGUCGAACGAGCCCAAGCAGUGUACUUUGCCAUGAAACCAGACCAAGUGAUUGUCCAUCGGAUGGUGGCAGCGAGAAAGCAGACCAUCAAACACUCCAUCAACCCACAUAGACAACACCAUCACGCAAAGAGCAACUCGAGUGUGGACCGAAGCCGAGCUAUUCUACCGCUGCCCAUGGCGACCAAUACGAUGAUGGCCGAAGCAUUUGUGCAAUCUUCGAAACGUCGCGGACACGGGAUAAUAUGAACGCGAUUGA